UGCGGCAACUCUCCUACUCCUGCAGCUUCCGCAGGGUAAAGUCGAACAGUUUCGCUCGCUAUUCCUUCAUUAGUCGGUUGCAGUCCUGCAACAUUCGGCAGGAUGGCGGUGUGGCGGUCGUGAAUCUGACGGAUAGCGUCGCGUGUUUGCUUCCGCACGUGCUCCGAAAUCAAACAAAAUUCCUGCAGGUGGAUUCUGCAGGAUUUUUACUUUCGAGGCAUUGAGCGGCUUUUUGGUUUUCGUGCUUUGUCAACGCGAGGCUGAGGAAAAUUUCAUUGGCUGUUAGGGGUUUGAGUGCGGAUUUGAAAGAACAAACUUGGAAGAACAUGAAGAAAAACUUUCGUGUUUUCAGAUUUUGACAAUUUCCGGCGGAUGGAAUUCAAAAGGAUCGGCUGAGGUACUUUGCGACCUGCUGCUGUAUGAGCACUCAUGAUGCCAUCAAAAAUGAGUGGCACUGGAAGCCAAUGCCACAUGGUGGACCAACCCUGUUGGUCAAGUCCUUCAGCUAGUCCAUCUCCACCGCCUCCACCGCUGCCUCCUCCAGUGGCGGCUCGUUGGGCCAGGAUGGAGCAAAACAGUGCAGACUCGUGCCCUCAUUGUAGAGGCAGACUCGCCUCUUUGCCUACUCGGACUACUUCAUUGAGCAGCUACAGUUGCAAAGAUCGAAGUACGCCCAUUCCGAGGGCACCAGACGAUGAAGAUUCAUUUCCGGUUAUCUGUGAUAGAGACAUGCAUUCGUUACAUCGAAACAUCCCCGCACUGCGAAGAAGAGAUGUUGAUACCAACACUAUCAAACAACAUUAUUAUCCUGAAGGUGGUUGGGGUUGGUUGGUAUGCGGGGCAGCUUUUUUAGCCCAUCUUCUUACUUCAGGAAUGCAACUUGCCUUCGGUCUGCUUUAUCUGUACACCAUCAAAUUUCUCGUUAAAACGAAAAGCGAUAAUGAAAAGGACUUCUAUGUUAUGGCAACAGCCUGGCUUGGAGCUUUGUGUUUGUGUGUUUCAUUCACAACAUCACCCCUUAUCGUGGCAGUUUGCAGAAGAAAAUCGACACGACUUGCAUCCGUUAUCGGAGGUUUAGUAAUGGCUCUGGCUUGUUUGUUCACAUCGUUUGCCGUCAAGUUUCAUCAAGCCUUACUGAGUUACGGUUUAGUUCUUGGAUUAGGUGCAGGAAUCGUAAGGGAAACUUCCACCAUUGUUCUGGGUCACUACUUUAAGAGGAGAAGAGAAUUUGUGGAGAUGGUUGCACAAGCUGGAACGGGAGUUGGAAUAGCUCUAUUUUCCGUACUGUACAAGGAAGGUAUUGGGAAAUUAGGUUGGCGAUUAGGCCUGCAAGCAAUCACCGGCCUACUAUCAUUGGCCUUUUUCCUGCCUAUAGUCUACCGGUCAGCCAAUCUCUACCAUCCGCAAAGAAGAGCUAUCACUCACUUGAAAAACCAAAGAAGAAAAAUGAAAGAGAAGAAAAGCCAUUCGAAGAUUAAAAAAGCCCCUGUGUUCGAUCUUAGCCCAUUGAAAAGUCGAGGGCUCAGGGUUAUAAUGUUAGCAUGCGGAUUUGGAGCUUUGGGGAUUUAUGCUCCAGUUUUUUAUUUGGUUUACCAGGGUUAUAGAGAAGGUCUAGAAGACAGUGCUCUGGUUCUUCUCCAGACAUUUAUGGGAUUCGCUUCUGCAUUAGGCUGUGUAGGCUUUGGCCUAAUAACCGUUAGACCCAGCACUCAGUGCCUCAUUUCUCGGCAAUAUUUGUGCCAAACUGCCCUAAUAGGAAUUGGAAUUUCUCUGCUAGCACUUAGCGCAGUCCAAGGAUAUCACGGUUACGUGCUCUUUGUCUGGCUGUACGGAAUCUGCCUUGGCGGUUUCACAUAUUCAUUGAAAAUGUUCGCCUUAGAACGAAUUAGAAAUAAGCACUUUACCAAAGCGUGGAGCUUCAUUCAAGGUGCCAAAUCGAUUCCUGUUCUAUUAGGAAUCCCGUUGACCGGUUAUAUCAAUCAGACCUACCCCAAAGCUGGCUAUUAUUUUAGCUCGUGUUCAGCGCUAAUCGGGGCAACGUUGAUGUUCCUAGUGGGCACUAGAAAGGAACCGCUAAACUUCCAAACCAGUCCCACGAAUAACUGCAAUUUGAACAAUUGUGCAGUUACUAAUAUAAACGACUGCGUGUGCAGUGUGGGUGCCUACAAUGGAAUGUGUGCAGCUGAUCCUGAAUUACUUCAGUACAACUUUUGUAGACCAAUAACGAAUCACUACGAACGAAUUUUUACCAAUUAUGAUGACUUUCAUAAUAAGCCUAAUUUAAACAUCCCUCAUAGGCAUUCGUAUCGUCAGAAACCCGAACACAGAAUGCAUUACUUACCAAAAAGUUUGAGCUACGCAGCAAACAUCGACCAUUCAGCAUAUCACACACCCAAACAUCACGUUCCUAUUAAUCAACAUGAUCCAGGCCGAUUCUCCUCACUUCCUAGAGCUCAACAUCGAGGAAUCCUUCGACCUAGUAAAAGCGUUCCAGAAGGAUUAUCCAGGUGGGACUACUGCGGUUCCUAUCGCAGGCCUCUUGUAAGGAACGUUCAAGUAAUUGAGCAAAUAACGACUUCUGUGUAGGGUCAGUGUAGUAAAAGUCUAAAUCAGGAACAGCAGGUUUUCGUUUAUAAUUGCGGCCCAAUGCUUCAUCCAAAAAUUGGGUCUACGGAUACUAAACGAAAUUUAAACUUACAAAAUAGUUUAUCAACCAACAUGCAAUACAGUAAUAAAUUUUGUAACUGUACCAGCAUUUUUACAUAUGCAAACUUAAUUAAAAAAGAUCUUAGAACAGUUUUUUCGACCUUUGUACAGAUAGUUUCUAAAUAAGCAAUCGGACCAAUCCAUGUGUGACAUCUUUAGCCAAAUUGUAAAGUCUAGUAGACUGUAGUUGUAUUACUUGUACAGAACAGUAAAUAAGAUUCAUUGUUUCAUACAACCAAAGACGUAUUGUUAGAUGAUAGAUGAAGAGUGCACAAAAUAAAUCAACAUUUAUAGUGUA
Molecule: messenger RNA, 3004 nt
Organism: Dendroctonus ponderosae (mountain pine beetle)
Lineage: Eukaryota; Metazoa; Arthropoda; Insecta; Coleoptera; Curculionidae
Product: monocarboxylate transporter 2
Exons: 12
Coding region: 430-2586 (718 amino acids)
Biological process (GO): transmembrane transport
Molecular function (GO): monocarboxylic acid transmembrane transporter activity
Source: RefSeq, a predicted model, not a curated record